Molecule: messenger RNA, 1110 nt
Organism: Acanthosepion pharaonis
Lineage: Eukaryota; Metazoa; Mollusca; Cephalopoda; Sepiida; Sepiidae
Source: the annotation of a GenBank genome assembly
AUGUAUCCAUGGCGUCAGGAAUGGAAGAAAGAAAAUCAGAAAGACAGGUCUAGGAUCUAUCUAUCUAUCUAUCAAUCUAUCUAUCUAUCACAGUAUUUUUAUAUCUAUCACAGGUUAUUCAUUUCCAUCUAUCUAUCUAUCUAUCUAUCUAUCUAUCUAUCUAUCUAUCUAUCUAUCACAGUAUUUUUAUAUCUAUCACAGGUUAUUCAUUUCCAUCUAUCUAUCUAUCUAUCUAUCUAUCUAUCUAUCUAUCUAUCUAUCUAUCUUUUUGUUAAUAUCUAUCAGCCUGUCACUUUUUGUUUCUAUCUAUCUAUCUAUCUAUCUCUAUCUAUCUAUCUAUCUAUCUAUCUAUCUAUCUAUCACUUUUUGUUUAUAUCUAAGUUUGUUCACAUCUAUCUCUAUAUCUAUCUAUCAAUCUGUCACUUUUUGUUUCUAUGUAUCUAUCUAUCUAUCUAUCUAUCUAUCUAUCUAUCUAUAACAUUUUUUAUAUCUAUUUAUCUAUCACAGUUUGUUUAUACCUAUCUAUCCCAGGUUGUUCAUAUCUAUCUAUCUAUCUAUCUAUCUAUCUAUCUAUCUAUCUAUCUAUCUAUCUAUCUAUCUAUCAAAGUUUGUUCACAUCUAUCACUUUUUGUUUCUAUCUAUCUAUCUAUCUAUCUAUCUAUCUAUCUAUCUAUCUAUCUAUCCCAGGUUGUUCAUUUCUAUCUAUCUAUCUAUCUAUCUAUCUAUGGCCGAUGCUAUCCCCUAUUCCCCAGGAUCUUGAUUCAAUUUUUAUUGCUGGUAAUAUUUUUUAUCUAUCUAUCUAUCUAUCUAUCUAUCUAUCUAUCUAUCUCAUUCUUUUCAUAUCUAUCCAUCGAUCUAUCACUCCGUUUUUCCAUAUCUAUCUAUCUAUCUAUCUAUCUAUCUAUCUAUCUUUCUGGCUGGCUGGCUGGCUGUCUGCAUUUCUAUCUAUAUAUCUAUCUAUUUCAAAAUCGUAUUGUUAACAAAAACCCGAUCUCUGUCCGAUUCCUCGAUGUGCCUAUCUAUCUAUCUAUCUAUCUAUCUAUCUAUCUAUCUAUCUAUCUAUCUAUCUAUCUAUCUAUAUUGUUUGGUAUAACAUAUUCUUUGAAUUAA